UCUUGCAGACGCGCGCAACUUGACUCAGGAAGUAUACAUUUUAUUUUCAUGUCGUUUUCGUGCUAGCAAGGAAAGUCAUCUGAAAUCCAGAAAUAUAGAGGUGGCUUGUUUAAAAAACAACACAGCUGAGACGAAAAUGUCCGCUGGUCCCGAGUCUACACAUGUGUCAUCGCUUGGGAAGGGCGACAAUUUGCAUCAACAGGUUCUCGCCUCCUUCCCUCUGUGUGACAUGACCGAGGAGGAUCUGACCCAGAACCCCCAGUUCUGUAAACUCCUGGCCACCCUAGCUCAACAUGUAGACCAAACUGGACUCACUGUGUCACUGAAAGCAGAGCUGGAAAAGGCUGAGCAGAAGCUGCAGACCCAAAGGUGUCACUGGCUGCGCUCUGAGAGCCUCCACAGAGGACUGCAGGAGAUGAUCCAGGACCACUGUGUCAGGAAGCACCAUGCCGUUGUACCCCCUGACCAGAACAUGUUCUAUGAGACAAUGGAGAAGUGCCUGCUGGUGGCUCAGUGUGUCAGACAGCUGGAUGCUAGCAGCACUACCGGCCAGGACCAGCCCUCUGUUCUGGGCCUGAACACCCAACAAGUGAUGGAGCUCAUGCCAUUAGAGAAGAAUGUACAAAGAAUGAAACAGAGUCUGCCCAGAGAGCUGGAGAAACAUCUCAAGAAAAAGUGCCUGAACCUCCUCUCGUACUAUCAGCCUGAAUGGGAGAAUGAGAGUGAGGGUCUAAAGAACACCAAGUUGUCUCAUCUGUCAGUCCAGAUGGACAAAGAGAAGAAAAGAGCGGAGAGUCUGAGGGAGACCUGCAGGGAAAACACAAUUCUCCUGCAGAGACAGACUCAACUCUACCUCUCUGAGCUGAUUAAAUCCAUUCAGCUUCUCCAGUCCCUCAUCUUGGAUCACAGGCUGAAGAUCCAGACAGAUUUGGACAGGAAGAAGUUAGACUACUUUGAGGGAAAAUGUGAAUUAGUCUUACAGAAAAUAAAGGCAGAGAUGAUAGAAAUCCAGUUGGACACAUACACAGCUGACUCAAUAUCUGCUCAUAGAAAGAUGAGAGAGAAGCUGGAGUUGGAGCUGAAGGCCUGUCAGGUGGAGAAGCAGUCUGUGGAGUUAAAACUGGCCUCCUUUGAGAUCUUGGGCAAAGAGUUUGAGACCCUGGCUGAGGAGUACUGCAGAUUACAGCAGGAGAUAGAGAUGAAAAACUGGGCUCUGAAGGAGUUCACCCAGUACAAUGACAAGUGAAGAGCAUAUCUGAUUCUGGGAUAACAGCCAGCCAUUCCCUUUUCCCAAUGACGUGCUGGCUUUUGGACGCUUGACACAGAACCCUGUGUGGAGUUUUGGCUUCGGGUAACUAUGUAGCAUGUACAGCAGUGAGUGCGCUAACUGAAGGCUCCGAUUAUAGUUCUGUUCAGUCCACUUCAAUAAAUAAAGUUUUAUAUGGUCACUUUUGUUUUCUA
Molecule: messenger RNA, 1461 nt
Organism: Lates calcarifer (barramundi perch)
Lineage: Eukaryota; Metazoa; Chordata; Actinopteri; Centropomidae
Gene: haus4
Product: HAUS augmin-like complex, subunit 4
Exons: 9
Coding region: 137-1246 (369 amino acids)
Biological process (GO): centrosome cycle; spindle assembly
Cellular component (GO): HAUS complex
Molecular function (GO): microtubule minus-end binding
Source: RefSeq, a predicted model, not a curated record